CAAUUUCUAUUAUUUAUGCCAGAAAAAUGCUUUAGCGGGCUCUUAGACGUUAAAAAAUUUUAACGGCGACCAUUUCGCUGUGCAAUAAUUACUCUCUCGACCUCAAUGUGCUCUCUCUCUCUCCCUCUCUCUCUCUCUUAGGCUCUCUCCAAACUCUUUCACCAGUAACCGUUCCCGAAAACUUCCACCGGAAAACAAACCCGAUUCAAGCUUCAGUUGGUCGGUCUUUGAAUUGGGUUCCCAAAAAGCAAUAAUCCAUCUUUUGUUUUUCUUAUUUAGAAUUAGGGUUUUCAGAAGGAGUAGUGGGUUGGUUUAGCUGAAAAAGCUAGUUUAUGGUUCACGUUGAAGGUUUUGCCGACAAUAGCGAGGACUGAGGAGAGUAAGAAGCUAUUUUGUGGAAUGGUAUAAAGGUGAUGUGGGAUUUUUUGCUUUGGAUGCGACGGCUUCUAGUCCAAGAGAAAAAGGAAAUGAACGUUAGCGAGUAGUGAGUUUCACAAAAAAAGCUUUUAAGGAUUUGAAAACUGAUUGAAAUAUAUUUUAUGGGUUUUCUUUAAAAAGAAGAAAAGGAUAAGAGUUUGUUCGGGCUAUUUGGAUAUAUAUUGGAUGGAGAUGAGCGGGUUUAGGCCUGAACCUCAUGUAGCACAACAAAGCCGACGUGAUAAACUCCGAGUCCAGCAAACUUCAACACCAACGUCUCAUCACAAUUUGGAUACUACUUUUCCAAACCAUUUAGAGCAGUUCACAGUCCACUCGGGCCUAAAUAGCCAAGAUAUCGUUCAGGUUCGAAAUGUUAGGAAUGCAAAUUUACUGUAUGACCCAACAAUGUUUCCUUCUGAAAUGCUCGAUUUCUCAAGGAAUGCCAAUAAUGUUUUACAUGCUCAUGAUAGACCAGACACAGAAACAUGUCAAGAUUUAUCUGCAGCAGCAGCUCAACCCGAUAGGUCAUCAAUGGCGGUUAGUCAUGAUCAUCACCCGCAUGGGUUUGGGAGUUGGAGGAGCUUCAAUAAUAAUAAUCCACAGCAAAGCUUGGAUAAUUGGGUGGUGAAUUAUGGAACUAGUGGUGGUAAUUCAGUGGGGAGUGAAAGUGGUCAAAACAAUCCGAUGUUUGUCCGCGAAUUAAAUGCUAAUAUCAAUCCAUUGAAGUCUAGUUGUUACAGUGGGUAUCAAGAUUUACAGUACCACAACACACUUGAAGAUGUUGUUACGGCUUCUGCGUCAAGAAAUCAAGCAGGGAUUGAAAUUUCUUCACUUGCAAACGAGCUUGUUCUUCUUCCGAACUUUGUAAACCAAUCAACUGGUCUACGAUUCGAUAAUGCUGCUGCUGCUGUGGAUCACCAUCAAUGGAGUGAAGGGGAAUUGGGUUUCAAUAUUGGAAAAAAAAUUGACGAAGAGUAUCGAAACGUCGUGACCGAUUCGAACCCUCCACAAGGUCUUUCUCUAUCACUUUCCUCGAAUCCACCUUCUAAACUUCCCGCAACACAUUUCGAUGGUUGUGGAGGAGGUUCCGAGGAUCUACAUUCGAGAAGUAUGAAAUCUGGAUACUUAUGCUCGAUUCCGAAACCUUCUAUAAUCAGUAAAGCAGGAGGUGGGAAAUCUCUCCAAGACAUUGUUGGGAUUUCUUCUGCAAAUGCUUACAGGAACACUGGCCCUUUAGGCCCUUUCACUGGAUACGCAACCAUUUUGAAAAGUUCAAAAUUUUUGAAACCGGCACAACAGUUGUUGGAUGAGUUUUGUUGCAUAACUGUGGGUUCGAAACGGUUCGAAACUGGCGGUGACUUGUCGGAGAGGAUUUCUCGUGAAGUGAGCGUUUCGGCUUCUGCUUCGGCUUCUGUUGAUGCUAUGGAUGCAAUUGAAACGGAGAUUGUAGGGAAAGGAAAUAAUUCAUGUGCUUCGUCUUCUACAUUUUAUGGCUCCAAUGAAUUUAGUGGGGAUGGUACCGGAGUUGGAAGCAUUUCUUCUGAAUCUUUUCGACCUGAGUACCAGCAGAAGAAGGCCAAGCUACUAUAUAUGCAGGAGGAGGUUUGCAGAAGGUAUAAGCAAUACCAUCAACAAAUGCAGAUGGUGGUUUCGUCGUUUGAAACUGUUGCAGGAUUGAGUGCUUCAACGCCUUACAUUUGCUUAGCAUUGAAGAUGGUGGCAAGGCAUUUCAGGUGCUUGAAGAAUGUCAUCACAGACCAGCUAAAGCAUAUAAGGAAAGCCUUAGGAGAGGAUUUAUCAUCGCCCACUACUGGAACGAGCAGUAGUAAAGGUGAAGCGAAUACAGCUAGGCUAAAGUACAUGGAGCAGAGUUUCCAAAAGCAUAAAUCUAGUGGGGUUGGUGUGGGGUUCGCUGAGCCCCAACAACAACACAUCUGGAGGCCCCAAAGAGGCCUACCAGAACGUUCAGUGGCUAUUCUCAGAGCUUGGCUGUUUGAGCAUUUUCUUCAUCCCUACCCCACUGAUACAGACAAGCACAUGUUAGCCACUCAAACAGGUCUAUCCCGAAACCAGGUGUCAAACUGGUUCAUAAAUGCCCGAGUUCGAGUUUGGAAACCUAUGGUUGAAGAAAUACACAUGCUUGAAACCAAAGGCUUGGCAGAAGUUGGCCAAAGUCCUGGCAAGCGUGAUGGAAACUCUGCAACUGAAGGCACCAGCAGACAAAGCAAUGACCAGACAUCAAACAGACUUGUUACCAAUAUGAUGCCCAAAAAGCAAUUAGAAUGCUCCUCCACGCUUUCCUCGGUAGGCAUUAUGGACUGUUCGAGCGGCGAGCAGGUGAAUAAUCAGGAGAAACGAUCGAGAUUGGAGUGCCAAGAUCCGACAAGCGUGGCAGGGGCAUUGGCAGGGUUUGUACCUUAUCAGAGAAGUGGUCUUGAGGUUGGAGGGCUCGGAGCCGUGUCACUGACGUUGGGUCUUAGACAUGGUGUGGAAAGUGCACAACAACAGCACAACCACCACCAACAACAAUUGAGGCAGCAAGAGGAUCAGCUUAGGAGGCAACUUGGAGGUCAAAUGAUUCAUGAUUUUGUGGGGUAAUUUUACACCCAAAAUAUUUGACAGAAGAAUGAAACCAAUAUAUAUAAAAAAUUGAAAAAAAAGAAAAAAAGAAAAAAAAAAAGAAAAAAAAGAAGACGAAAUAAGAGGGGAAAGGGGAACAGCUCUUUAUCCUACACCUCGAUUUCAGUAGAUCACAUUUUGAAUGCCUAAUGGUUGAUUUGGUCGCUUCAUGUUUGAAUGUGGUUAAUAGAUAAUUUCUUCUUGUGCCUGAAAAGUACCCAUUUCUGCUGAUGGAUUGAGAAGGGUAGAGCUGCAAUUAUGCCGUUUUUAUGGGUAAGAGGUUUUAGUUGAGGGGAAGUGCAAAAUGGUUUAUGUGAGAUUUGAAAAGUUUAUAUGGUUCGUGGGAAGGCUUAGUGAUCAUGACGGGUGGUUCAUCAACUUGUGUUUAAGAGGUAAAUUAUGGUUAAUAUGGUGCAAACUGAAAUUAUCAUGUGAAUUCACGGGAAAAAAAAAAAAGAAAAAAAAGAAAAAAAAGAAAAAAAGAAAAAAAAGAAGCAAUUUAAAAUUAUCAUGCGAAUUCACCAAAAGAAGGAAAAAAAAGAAAAAAAGAAAAGAAAAAAAAAAGUAACGUUAUGGGCCACCAAAUUUGUUUUGACUUAGAUAGUAAAUGAGAUGACAGCUGUGAAGUGAUACCGCACCUUUUUUUCUAAAAUAAAAGUUAUUGUAACCUGAUUGAAAAAUAAAAUAUAAAUGGGAUGACAAUUUAUUAA
Messenger RNA from Ziziphus jujuba (common jujube), 3746 nucleotides. RefSeq names its product BEL1-like homeodomain protein 8. The transcript has 7 exons. Gene Ontology annotation, biological process: regulation of transcription by RNA polymerase II. The coding region runs from base 604 to 3015 and encodes 803 amino acids. NCBI's taxonomy places the organism in Eukaryota, Viridiplantae, Streptophyta, Magnoliopsida, Rosales, Rhamnaceae. The record is from RefSeq and is a predicted model, not a curated record. Gene Ontology annotation, molecular function: RNA polymerase II cis-regulatory region sequence-specific DNA binding; DNA-binding transcription factor activity, RNA polymerase II-specific.